Messenger RNA from Schistosoma guineensis, 393 nucleotides. The record is from the annotation of a GenBank genome assembly. NCBI's taxonomy places the organism in Eukaryota, Metazoa, Platyhelminthes, Trematoda, Strigeidida, Schistosomatidae.
AUGGUUCAAGUAUCACAAAUCAACGCUUAUUAUUCAUUGAAAAAUAAAGCGGAUAAUUUUAACUUACUUUGUAUUGUGGAAUCUAUCAUUGGUGGUCUUAUGCUUGAACAACCUAAUAAUCCUAUUGAAUAUAUUAAAAAUCGUUUAAUUGAUACAAAACAUAUACAAGAACAUGUUAAACUACAUAAAGAAUUAUAUAUUUGGCCACAUCAUCCAAUAUUAGAUUCAUCUAAAUCACUUACAACUAAUGAACAUCAUAAAUUUCUUCAAAAUUGUUUCUAUCAUCGUAUAAAACGUUUACAAGAAGAUAAAUUGUUUCUUGAAAAUGAAUCUAAACCUAUUGAAACUACAAAUCCAUUAUUUUCAUUAACAGAACUUGAUUUAAAUCCAUAG